UUAAAACAGGGAGGGUUUUUAACACACAGACCGAGAUCAGACGUCCUCCGUGGCUGGGCUUGCCAGUGUCCCCACCAUGAUGAGCAGGUGUCUGAGACUGCUGCCAGGACCUUUGGUGCUGCUGCUGCUGACACCAGGCGCUGCAGGCCUGAACCCUGGAGACAUCAAUGAAUGUGUACCAAACUCAACAACGUCCUGCAGAACGUAUGCAGAGUGCGAGAACGGAGAGGGAAGCUACUGCUUGUGUAGCCCAGGCCAGGAGCCGGUUUCUGAGGUAGUGUUCAGGAAUGAGAGUGAGAACACAUGUGAAGGAUUCUUGGUGCUGCUGCUGUUGACAUUGGGACCUGCAGACCAGAACGCUAGAGGUGACAGCUGGCUUCCUCCAUUUCUUGGGCCUUCAACCGUGGCCUCUACCCCCACAGCUUCCGCCCCCACGGCCUGUGCUCCGUGGUGCCCCCCGCAGUCCACGUGUGUCAACGCCACUGCCUGUCGCUGUCUUCCGGGGUUCAGCUCUUCAUCUGGGGAGAUCGUCACCAGCCCCUCGGAGAGCUGCGAUGACGUCAAUGAGUGUGAACCGUCUUCGGUGUCCUGUGGAAAAUUCGCCAACUGCCAGAACACAGAGGGGAGCUAUUACUGCAGGUGCAACUCAGGGUAUAGGCUUGUUUCUGGGGCCGCAGUGUUCUGGAAUGAAAACGAGAACACGUGUCAAGUUCACCACAAGAGGACAACACAGACCAUCAGGACCCAGAAGAACCAUCCCACUCCAUCCUUGGAUCUGAGCAGAAUGACACAGACACCACACACACGCAAACCUGAAGGGUCAGGUAAACGGAAGAGGCUCCCGUCUGAACCAGGCUAUAACAGAGGGCCUCAUCGGGAACCCCUGACUCGCUCACGGGGAUACACAGCAGGAUUCUCCUUCCCCACCUGGACCCCACCCUCUGGAAUCAAAAGCAAGGAGGAGGAUGCCGCCCUGGCUGUGAUCACCCAGGUGGGGCUGAGCCUCUCCCUGCUGUGCCUCCUCCUGGCGGCCCUCACCUUCCUGCUGUGCAAAGCCAUCCAGAGCACCAGCACCUCCCUCCACCUGCAGCUCUGCAUCUGCCUCUUCCUGGCGCACCUGCUCUUCCUCACGGCCAUCGACAGAACCGAACACAAGGUGCUAUGUGCCAUCAUCGCGGGUGCCUUGCACUACCUCUACCUGGCCGCCUUCACCUGGAUGCUGCUGGAGGGCCUGCACCUCUUCCUCACCGCACGCAACCUGACGGUGGUCAACUACUCCAGCGUGAGCAGGUUCAUGAAGAAGUUCAUGUUCCCUGUGGGCUACGGAGUCCCGGCUGUGAUUGUGGCCAUUUCUGCAGCUUCCGGGCCUCACCUUUAUGGAACAGCUGCCCGAUGCUGGCUCCACACAGAAGAGAAAUUUAUAUGGACCUUCCUUGGCCCCGUCUGCACCAUCAUCUCUGUUAACUUGGCUUUCUUCCUGAUGACCAUCUGGAUUCUGAGAAACAAGCUCUCCUCACUCAACAGUGAUGUGUCCACCCUCCAGAACACGAGGAUGCUGACGUUUAAAGCAAUGGCCCAGCUCUUCAUCCUGGGCUGCACGUGGUGUCUGGGAGUCCUGCAGGUGGGCCCAGCUGCCCGCGCCAUGGCCUAUCUCUUCACCAUCAUCAACAGCCUGCAGGGCGUCUUCAUCUUCCUGGUGUACUGCCUCCUCAGCCAGCAGGUCCGGGAGCAAUACAGGAAAUGGUUGAGAGGGGUCAGGAAAGCCAAAGUGGACUCUGAGAAGUAUACUCUCUCUAGCAUGGCCACGUCUGAAGCUUCCAGGCCCAGCACGGAGAAUGAAAUUAACAACUAAACCAGAUGAUCCUAUCUCCUGGAAUAAGAGAGAAAAAAAACUGAACUGUCAACCUUUGGCCAAAGAGUAUAGAAAAUACUUUUUUUGUGUCCAUUACAAGUAACUGAUCCUGGCACCAUUGUGGGAGAGAGUGUGCAGGAAAUGUUUGACAUUCACUUCCUAGAGAAUUGGGGUUUCCUGGUCCACACAGCGUGCUCAGCCCACUCCCAGAACAGCCUAGGAACUAUGGCCCAGCUCCUCAGUUGUCUUGGGUUAAGCCCUGCACUUCAACCUGUUUUUCUACACAAAUUUCCCUCAAGUUAAAUAUAUAUAACAAGGAAAACCAUCCUCAAAUGUAAUUCUUAUAACAGCAUAAAAAAGGAAGGAAACGUUCAAAUACCUGUAUUUGGUUUCCAUACCUACAUGCCUUGACUUCUUCACUCUUCAUGUGAAGACUUACUAAUUUUUCACUCAAAAAAUAGUUUUCUUGCUCACCAUGUGCUACACACAGAUCCUAGUUCCUGAUUUCACAGAGUUUCUUGCAGAAAAAAAUUGUUAGAGUAAAAUCAAUAGAGCCUCUACAUCUUUACAUUUUAUAAACUGAGCUGUGGAAAAGGUGUAUAUUGCUACAGCACAUCGUGCAAGUUGUAUUUCUACAUAUUAUCUCAUGCUAAGCAUGUGAUGCAGGCAACAUCUAAUUCCAGAGCAAUUGCAUCUGAAAGACAUUUCCUGUAGGUUUCCACAGACCGCAUUUGUGUAAUUUGAACACCAUAGGAAGUGGCUGUAAAUGCUUAUAACAUUGAAAAUAUUCAUGAGUCCACAGUGAUACCUAAAAAUAUCAGCCAAUAAUUGUAAAAGACAGGACAGAACUAGAAAAUAGGGAUUUUCCAAUACUGAGUAAACAGCACUAAAACACGCUGUGAAAAGCUAGUCCUGCAGUGCCAAAAACUCACCUCACAGAUCACUGAUUAAUCACAAGGGCCAAAGUGCGCAUGUACAGCAGGGAGGUCUGAACUUAAUGAUCUUAUUAGCUUGCCAACAGGUGGAGACCUGACUUUAUAUAUGUCCUGAUAAGAUGAGAGGUGUCAACAUCCCACAUGUGGUAAAUAAAGAAUUAUUUGCAAAUCAGUCCAACCUAAAUCUAACCCAGCCUUUAGACCAAGGGUUGGAAAACUAUAACAUGCAGGCUAAAUCCUGGCAUCUGCCUGUUUUUGUAAAUAAAGUUUUGUUAGAACACAUCAGAGUCAAAGUCACUCACGGCUGCAUUGUCUAGGGCUCCUUUCCUACUACACUGUCAGAGCUGAGUAGUUGUGAAAGACACUGCAAGGCCACAAAGCCAAAACAUAUUUACUAACUAGCGCAUUACAGAAAAAGCUUGCUGGGGUCUGUUCUUUCAGACCUAAGUAUCAGUACACAUGGAAUACAGGGAACAGAAUGACAAGUUAAAUGACAUCACGAGGAAGCAAUCGGGCAAAUCAAGAAUAUGGGUCAUUCAACAAGCCAGGUGAUCUGGACUCUUCUAAAGUCAAUAUCAUCUUAAAAGAAAAAGUUACUAUCUUCUAAAAAAGCGAUUCGGGGCUAUUCUAGAAAACAAGCAAGAGCAACACAAUAAUCAGAUUCAAAUCCACAGUUUUAUGAAGAUUCUGAUUUAAAGACACAACCAUAAAAAUAUUUUGGAGGCAAUGGGAAAUCUUCUACAUGUAUCAGCUAUUACAAUUAUUAUUAAUAAAUGUCUAAUCACUGUGUUGUAAACCUGAAACUAAUAAAUAUGGGAUGUCAA
Pteronotus mesoamericanus is the source of this 3611-nucleotide messenger RNA. Its product is annotated as adhesion G protein-coupled receptor E2-like. Gene Ontology annotation, molecular function: calcium ion binding; G protein-coupled receptor activity. The coding region runs from base 77 to 1852 and encodes 591 amino acids. Gene Ontology annotation, cellular component: plasma membrane. The record is from RefSeq and is a predicted model, not a curated record. The transcript has 15 exons. NCBI's taxonomy places the organism in Eukaryota, Metazoa, Chordata, Mammalia, Chiroptera, Mormoopidae. Gene Ontology annotation, biological process: cell surface receptor signaling pathway; adenylate cyclase-activating G protein-coupled receptor signaling pathway.